This is a messenger RNA of Loxodonta africana (African savanna elephant), 5966 nucleotides long. RefSeq names its product TSC complex subunit 2 (gene TSC2). Gene Ontology annotation, molecular function: GTPase activator activity. Gene Ontology annotation, cellular component: TSC1-TSC2 complex; nucleus; cytoplasm. Lineage: Eukaryota; Metazoa; Chordata; Mammalia; Proboscidea; Elephantidae. The record is from RefSeq and is a predicted model, not a curated record. The transcript has 40 exons. Gene Ontology annotation, biological process: negative regulation of insulin receptor signaling pathway; negative regulation of Wnt signaling pathway; regulation of cell cycle. The coding region runs from base 409 to 5775 and encodes 1788 amino acids.
CUCCGGAGCUGCAAGUGCUCCUUGGUUUUAACGCAUGGCGGGUACGAGGGGGGUCCCCGCUGCAGGUGUCCCCUCGACAGCUCUUCCUUCAUCUAGGGGUGAAGAGAUGACAAAUGUUAGGGCUCUCUGGACCCCACGGUGGCCGCCCCCCCCCACACCACUCUGUGACUCUAUGCACAUAGCCGGGGGUGCGGCUCCGAGCUGCUCGCUAGCCAGGCCUGGCAUUUCCACCGCUAAUUUCUGGUCGUGGUUGGGUCCCCCCAGUCCCCAUGGGAGGGUAGGUCAUGCCUACCUGAGACCUGCGGUUCUGGCGACUGGGCUCAGUGGGGCGGGUGGCCGAACAGGUUCUCACAUCUCUGCCUGUUUUCCUGCACAGAGGCCCCCCCCCGCCGCGCUUCCCUGCCCACCAUGGCCAAGCCCACAAGCAAAGAUUCAGGCUUGAAGGAGAAGUUCAAGAUUCUCCUGGGCCUGGGAACACCAAGGCCACAUCCCAGGUCUGCAGAGGGCAGACAGACGGAGUUUAUCAUCACAGCAGAAAUCCUGAGAGAACUGAGUGUCGAGUGUGGUCUGAACAAUCGCAUCCGGGUCAUAGGGCAGAUCUGUGAAGUAGCAAAAACUAAGAAGUUUGAGGAGCAUGCCGUGGAAGCACUGUGGAAAGCUGUCGCGGACUUGCUGCAGCCAGACCGGCCACCAGAGGCACGACAUGCAGUGCUGGCCCUGCUCAAGGCCAUCGUGCAGGGCCAGGGUGACCGCCUGGGUGUGCUCCGUGCCCUCUUCUUCAAGGUCAUAAAGGAUUACCCUUCGAACAAAGACUUGCACGAAAGGCUGGAAGUGUUCAAGGCCCUGACGGACAAUGGGAGACACAUAACCUACUUGGAAGAAGAGCUGGCUGAGUUUGUCCUGCAGUGGAUGGAUGUGGGCUUAUCCUCAGAAUUCCUGCUGGUGCUUGUGAACCUGGUCAAGUUCAACAGCUGUUACCUUGAUGAAUACAUCGCAUCCAUGGUUCACAUGAUCUGUCUGUUGUGCAUCCGGACCUCGUCCUCCGUGGACAUAGAGGUGUCCCUGCAGGUGCUGGAUGCCGUGGUCUGCUACAACUGCCUGCCUGCCGCGAGCCUGCCCCUAUUCAUUGUCACAUUGUGCCGCACCGUCAACGUCAAGGAGCUCUGCGAGCCCUGCUGGAAGCUGAUGCGUAACCUCCUGGGAACCCACCUGGGCCACAGUGCCAUCUACAACAUGUGCCGCAUCAUGGAGGACAGAGCCUAUAUGGAGGAUGCCCCGCUGCUGAGAGGAGCUGUGUUCUUUGUCGGCAUGGCGCUGUGGGGGGCCCACCGACUCUACUCCCUCAAGAACUCCCCUACAUCUGUGCUGCCGUCGUUUUAUGAGGCCAUGACCUGCCCCAAUGAGGUGGUGUCCUACGAAAUCGUCCUCUCUAUCACCAGACUCAUCAAGAAGUACAGGAAGGAGCUGCAGGCUGUGACGUGGGACAUCCUGCUGAGCAUCAUCGAACGUCUGCUCCAGCAGCUCCUGACCCUCGAGAGUCAGGAGCUCAGAGCCAUCGUGCAUGACCUGCUGACGACGGUGGAGGAGCUGUGUGACCAGAAUGAGUUCCACGGCUCACAGGAGAGAUACUUUGAGCUCAUUGAGCGAUGCGCCGACCAGAGACCUGAGUCCUCCCUCUUGAACCUGAUAUCCUACAGGGCACAGUCCAUCCACCCAGCCAAGGAUGACUGGAUCCACAACCUGCAGCAGUUAAUGGAGAGGUUCUUCAGGAACGAGUCCCGCAGUGCUGUGCGCAUCAAGGUGCUGGACAUCCUGUCCUUUGUGCUGCUUAUCAACCGGCAGUUCUAUGAGGAGGAGCUGAUCAACUCAGUGGUCAUCUCCCAACUCUCCCACAUUCCAGAAGACAGAGACCCACAGGUCCGCAAGCUGGCCACCCAGUUGCUGGUGGACCUGGCGGAAGGCUGCCACACCCACCACUUCAAUAAUCUUCUGGACAUCAUUGAGAAAGUGAUUGCUCGCUCCCUGUUCCCUCCUCCUGAGCUAGAAGAAAGAGAUGUGCCUGCGUACUCGGCCUCCUUGGAGGAUGUGAAGACUGCGGUCCUGGGGCUCCUGGUCAUCCUUCAGACCAAGCUCUACACUUUGCCUGCCAGCCAUGCAGCACGGGUAUACGAGAUGCUUGUCCACCACAUCCAGCUGCACUACAAGCACAUGUACACCUUGCCCAUUGCCAGCAGCAUCCGGCUUCAGGCCUUUGACUUCCUGCUGCUGCUCCGGGCAGAUGCACUACACCGCCUGGGCCUGCCUAACAAGGAUGGUGCUGUACGGUUCAGCUCCUACUGCCUCUGUGACCACAUGGAGCCAGAGCACGGCUUGGAGAAGAAGGCCAGUGGCCCCGUCUCGCCUCCCACGGGGCCUACCGUCCCAGCACCUGCAGGCCCCACUGUGCGGCUUGGCUAUCUGCCCUACUCCUUGCUCUUCCAAGUCCUGCUGCAGUGUCUGAAGCAGGAGACGGACUGGAAGGUGCUGAAGCUGGUACUCAGCAAGCUGCCGGAGUCCCUGCGCUACAAGGUCCUCAUCUUCACAUCCCCCUGCAGCGUCGACCAGCUGUCCUCUGCCCUCUGCUCCAUGCUUUCAGGUCCCAAGACCCUGGAACGACUCCGAGGCACACCAGAGGGCUUCUCUAGAACCGACUUACACUUGGCAGUGGUUCCAGUGUUGACAGCACUGAUCUCUUACCAUAACUACCUGGACAAAACCAAACAGCGCGAGAUGGUGUACUGCUUGGAGCAAGGCCUCAUCUACCGCUGUGCCAGCCAAUGUGUGGUGGCCCUGGCUGUGUGCAGUGUGGAGAUGCCUGACGUCAUCAUCAAGGCACUGCCCGUACUGAUUGUAAAGCUCACGCACAUCUCGGCCACAGCCAGCAUGGCCAUCCCGCUGCUCGAGUUCCUGUCGACUCUGGCCCGGCUGCCGCAUCUCUACAGGAACUUUGCUGCCGAGCAGUACGCCAGCGUUUUCGCCAUUUCACUGCCCUACACCAACCCAUCCAAAUUCAAUCAGUAUAUUGUGUGCCUGGCCCACCACGUGAUAGCCAUGUGGUUCAUUCGGUGCCGCCUGCCCUUCCGGAAAGAUUUUGUUCCGUAUAUCACUAAGGGCCUUCGCUCCAAUGUCCUCCUGUCUUUUGAUGACACCCCCGAGAAGGACAGCUUCAGGGCACGGAGCACCAGUCUCAACGAGAGGCCCAAAAGUUUAAAGAUAGCCAGGCCCCCCAAACAAGACUUGAGUAAUUCUCCACUCGUGAAAGAAUGCAAGGAGAGCUGUGCAUCCGAGGCCUUCCAGUGCCACAGCAUCAGUGUGUCUGAACAGGUGGUCUGCAGUAGGAUCCAGACCUCCUUCACCAGUGCCAGCUUGGGUUCUGCAGACGAAAACUCGAUGGCCCAGGCAGACGACAACCUGAAAAAUCUCCACCUGGAGCUCACCGAGACGUGCCUGGACAUGAUGGCCAGAUACGUGUUCUCCAACUUCACAGCUGUCCCCAAGAGGUCUCCCGUGGGAGAAUUCCUCCUGGCUGGAGGCAGGACCAAAACCUGGCUGGUGGGGAACAAGCUGGUUACCGUAACGACGAGUGUGGGAACUGGCACACGGUCGCUGCUGGGCCUAGACCCAGGCGAGCUGCAGGGUGGCUCAGAGCUUAGCUCCAGCCCUGGUGUACACGUGAGGCAGACGAAAGAGGCGCCAGCCAAGCUGGAGUCCCAGGCUGGGGUACAGGUGUGCCGCAGGGCCCGGGACCGGGUCCGCUCCAUGUCAGGUGGCCAUGGCCUGCGCGUGGGAGCCCUGGACACUCUAGCCUCCUACUUCCCUGGAGGCCCUAUUUGUCCAGGGCCGCAGACCAUGCCGGUCGUGAAGCCUCAGAAAGCCUCAGCGAGCACCCAGAUGCCAGUGCCAAAGGAAAAGACAAACCUGGCUGCCUACGUGCCCCUCCUGACCCAGGGCUGGGCUGAGAUCCUGGUCCGGAGGCCCACAGGGAACACCAGUUGGUUGAUGAGCCUGGAGAAUCCACUAAGCCCUUUCUCUUCGGACAUCAACAAUAUGCCACUGCAGGAGUUGUCCAAUGCUCUCAUGGCCGCUGAGCGCUUCAAGGAGCACCGUGACACGGCCCUGUACAAGUCAUUGUCGGUGCCAGUGGCCAGCGCCUCCAAGCCCUCCCUCCUGCCCCGCUCCAACACAGACUCCCCGGGGGUUCUGGAGGAAGGAUGUGCAGGUGAGAUGAACUUGUCCACUGAGCUUCCUGAGCUUGAGGACUUCAAGGCAGCCUCAGGUUCAGACAGGCGCUCCCAGCGUACCGAUGCUUACAGUAGGUCAUCUUCGAUCUCCAGCCAAGAGGAGAAGCAGCUGUGUGCAGAGGAGCUGGCUGCCAGGGGAAUCCCCAUUGAGCAGGUGGUGUCCUCCAGGGGUGGCCAGCCCUGUGUGGACCUCUCCUUUCAGCCCUCGCAGCCUCUAAGCAAAUCCAGCUCCUCACCCGAACUGCAGACCUUGCAGGACAUCUUUGGGGACGCUGGGGACAAGGCCGAUGGAGGCUGGCUGAGCCCUGAGGCCAAGGCCCGGUGGCAGUCGGGGACCCUGGAUGGGGAGUGUGCUGCCUGGCUGGCUCCAGGUGAGGAGGGCCGGGCCCAUGCCCCAGCCCAGCACGAGGGCUCACUGCCCUGCAGCUCCCCACGCUCCCCACACGGCCUGCGGCCCCGAGGCUACACCAUUUCCGACCCAGUCCAGUUGCGCAGGGGCAAGACAGUGGAGAGAGACACCUCCAACAGCCGAGCUGCUGCCUCCAACGCGGAGAAGGUGCCAGGCAUCAACCCCAGCUUUGUGUUCCUGCAGCUCUACCACUCGCCCUUCUUUGGGGACGAGUCCAACAAGCCAAUUCUGUUACCCAACGAGUCCUUCGAGCGCUCGGUGCAGCUCCUUGACCAGAUCCCUUCGUAUGACACACACAAGAUCGCUGUUUUGUACGUGGGAGAGGGCCAGAGCAACAGUGAGCUCGCCAUCCUCUCCAACGAGCACGGCUCCUACAGGUAUACAGAAUUCCUGACGGGCCUGGGCAAGCUCAUUGAGCUCAAGGACUGCCAGCCUGACAAGGUGUACCUGGGUGGCUUGGAUGUGGGCGGCGAGGACGGCCAGUUCACCUACUGCUGGCAUGAUGACAUCAUGCAAGCAGUCUUUCACAUCGCCACCCUGAUGCCCACCAAGGAUGGGGACAAGCACCGCUGUGACAAGAAGCGCCACCUGGGCAAUGACUUUGUGUCCAUUGUCUACAACGACUCUGGCGAGGACUUCAGGCUGGGCACCAUCAAGGGCCAGUUCAACUUCGUGCAUGUGAUUAUCACUCCUCUGGACUAUGAGUGCAACCUGGUCUCACUCCAGUGCCGGAAAGACAUGGAGGGCCUGGUGGACACCAGUAUGGCCAAGAUCGUGUCUGACUGUAACCUGCCCUUCGUGGCCCGCCAGAUGGCCUUGCAUGCCAACAUGGCCUCCCAGGUCCACCACAGCCGCUCUAACCCCACUGACAUCUACCCUUCCAAGUGGAUUGCCCGGCUCCGCCACAUCAAGCGGCUACGUCACCGGAUCCGGGAGGAAGCCAAUUACCUGAACCCUAGCCUGCCUCUGGUGCAGAUGCAUCCUCCGGCCAACACCAAGGCCCCUGCAGAGGCCACACCCACCUAUGAAACCGGCCAGAGAAAGCGCCUCAUCUCCUCAGUAGACGACUUCACAGAAUUUGUGUGAUGCUAGGUUGUGGGUGGAUGCCUGGUCCUGUCAGGGCUGAUGAGAUACCUCCCUCCCGUCCCACCCUGGGCACCUUGUGGCCACUUCAGCCUCCCACCCCCUACAUGGCCCAGUUUCUUCUCCUGGGCAAAUGAAAUAAAGGGGCCAUGCAGCCCACGGCUGUCACUGUGCCCAGACACACAGGUAGCAGU